Messenger RNA from Paramecium primaurelia, 736 nucleotides. The record is from the annotation of a GenBank genome assembly. Lineage: Eukaryota; Ciliophora; Oligohymenophorea; Peniculida; Parameciidae.
GUAGAGAGUAUAAAUACUCAUUUUCAAAAUGAGAAGAAUUUUUUAAUUGUAUAUUGAUAGUAAAUACUUUUCCCUCUUUAUAAAUAGAAAGUAGAAAAUUCUAAAAGGUUUUUAGAAAAGUCUUAAUAAUAAGAUCAUAAUUUCUAGAUAGAUUAGGAGCAAUUUCAGGAUUGAAAGUCUCUAAGGUGAUCGUCCCGUAAUUUCAGAAGCAGAAGAAAAAUACGGUUUAAAGGAAAAUUAGAUGGUAUUGGAGGAGCUUCAUGUAAAUAUAGAAGCAAAACUUAUUUUUUUUGUUAAACACAAGAAAUGGCAAUUAAAUACCUACUUAUCUCUUAAGAAACUUAUGAAAUUUUUGGCUCCAUUAGAGAGAAUUGCUUUGAGUUUGAACAUAUAAACAUAUUUAUCUACGUCCUACAAUUUUAAAUACUUAUAGAGAGCUUUUUAUAUUAAAUAAAAUAAUUCUAAAGUUAAAAAUUGUAGGAAAAUAAAAUUGAAUCUAAUAAUAUAAUGUUACAGAAGUAUUAAAGAUUUCUUUUAUUCAUCUUAAAUUUUUAUUAUUGAGUUGGCUACUUAAAAAAUUGAGUUUUUUUUUAUCUUUUCUAUCAUUAAGAGACAAGUUAGAAUAUGCUAAUUUUAGUUUUUCAAUCUUGAUUGUAAAAAUCAAAUAUAAGUUCUCAAAUACAUAUUCCAGAACAGUAAUUACUUUAGCAUUAUCCUAUAGAGUAAUUUUCUUUGA